Messenger RNA from Lathyrus oleraceus (garden pea), 720 nucleotides. Its product is annotated as ADP-ribosylation factor GTPase-activating protein AGD2-like. Gene Ontology annotation, molecular function: nucleic acid binding; protein binding; GTPase activator activity. NCBI's taxonomy places the organism in Eukaryota, Viridiplantae, Streptophyta, Magnoliopsida, Fabales, Fabaceae. The coding region runs from base 1 to 720 and encodes 239 amino acids. The record is from RefSeq and is a predicted model, not a curated record. The transcript has 2 exons.
AUGAGGCAGCAACAAUUUCAUCGACUAGAAGCGAGUGGAGAAGCGCAGCAGCAUGAAGGUCAAUUAGAAUUACAUCAGCAGCAACAGCAAAUGAUGGUGCAUAACUCGAAUGGAGAUCAAAAUCCAGUGCAAGCUGUUGCCAUGCGAAUUGUAUCCAGCAACGUUCAGUCUUUAAAUGUAAAAGAAGUGUAUCGCCUUAUUGUAACAUCAACCUCAAAUCCGAUAAACACAAAAUUUGAAGAAGUGGUUUCCCAUGCCGAGACUGAAAAUCAUCAGCAUGAUGCUGAAGCCUGUCUGAGGAUAAAAGAGGCUAAUGAAACAGAUAGUUGUUUCCGCGGUUGGUCUUUAUUACACCUAGCAUGUCAUUCUGGCAUUACAUUAAUGGUUGAGCUGUUGCUCCAAUUUGGUGCUGAUAUAAACAUGCACGGUUAUCAUGGAAGGACUCCUUUGCACCGUUGCAUUUCUAGUGGGAAAGAUUCAUUGGCUAAGUUUUUACUAAGGGGCGCAAAACCAUCAAUUAAAGAUGUUGGUGGACAUACUGCACUUGAAAGAGCAAUGGAGAUGAGAGGUAGAAACACUGUUCUUCUAGAUGCUGUUAGCUACAGAAUACCAUUUGUUAGCGACAUACCGACCAUAAUUUUUGGAGCAGAUGUUACGCAUCCUGAAAACGAAGAAGACACUAGCCCCUCGAUAGCAACUGUUGUAGCAUCCCAAGAUUGA